AACAAAAGAUAAAGAUAGAAAACUGCUAAGCUGCUAACUUCAUUACUUUACUUCAUUCAUAUUUCAUAGUAUAGCAUAGUAAGGUCAAGAAAUAUUGCAAAGAUAUUGCUAUUGAAAGCAAAGGAUUUUAUCGAAGAUAAGAUUAGGCACAUCAAAAACAGUUUUUGAUUAGAAGUUUUUACUUAAACCUUAUAAAAACAAAUUAUGGACGAUGGAGGUGUGGUCAAGAUGAUACUGGAUAAUAACUUGCCGCCUUUGAACUAAAUUGAAAUUGUCAAUAAUUACAAUUGUUUUCUAAUAAUAAAUUACCGCCGACGAGUCUUUAAUACAUUAUGUUCGUUUCUGAAGAGAAGUUUUAAACAAUCACAUUGGAAUCGCGUCUCUUCGAGUAUCGCCAAAAAUGAGCAAUUGGGCGAGACGAAUGCACCGGCGAGCUGCUACAUUGAGUAAUGUGGUCACGUCCUGUGGACAUCCUAAUACUCUCCCAUAUCCAAGACGUUUGGAAAAAGUUAAAUUUGGUGUUCCUCUUCACGAAGUCUGCAAAGAUGAUAUACCGGGACCUUUGCUUGUGCUGAUUUUAAAGUUAAACAAGGAGGCACCGCUACGUCGUGAUGUUUUUCGCGCCCCCGGCCAUCAAGGUGCUAUGAAAAAGUUAAUACACUUCUUACAGACUGGCCGGCUUGUUAAUGUGGAUAAUUACUCCGUGUAUACUAUCGCAAGUGUUCUGAAAAAAUUUCUCAGGAAAAUCCCAGGCGGUGUGUUUGGUCGCGAAGGUGAAAUGCAUCUAUUUGCUGCUGUAGAAUUACCACCUGAACAGCAAGUCGGUGCAAUCCGUGGACUUCUGUUGUCGCUCCCCGUGUGUACCCAGAGACUGCUCGUGCUACUUUUCGGCACUUUCCGGGUGAUGGCCUCAAACGCCGAUAAAGCAGGUACUGGUAUGACAUCUGAGGCGUUGGGUGUGUCCGUCGCGCCGUCGUUCUUCCAUUCCUGUGUGUCUGAUGGCAAGACCGCCACCAUGGAGGACGUGCAACGCUUCAAGGUGGCGACUCGCAUCAUGAGGCAGUUGAUCGAACAGUUCAGCGCUGGAGAUCUCUUUGGACGGGAAAACUACGAGUUUUACGCCCGUGUUACGGGCCGUAUAUUGCGCGUUAAGGAUGAAUGGAUCUGCUCGUUCAGAGAUCCCCCGCCGCCGAGACAUCAUCGGGAUCAAGAGGCUUAUGCAAGGCAGCUGUCACUGGAAGCAGAGAAAACAUGGCUGCAAUGUGAAUGCGAUCGUUGGGGCAACAAGUUCAAUCUUGAAGGGUUGUCAAAGUCUGAGGAGUGUCAGUCGAUGCCGACGCUGGCGAGUGCGGGGGGCGCAGGCGCGGCGGGCGGCGCGCUAGGGCUGGGCAUCAUACCCGAGCACAGCCUGCUCGACUCCUGCACACGUCUCUCUAUAUCACUUGAAGAGAGCGUCUUUAAGGUGUCUGUGAGUUCGUCAUCUCAGUCAUCGUGUAGCAACUCGAGCCCGCACAUGACGCUGGAGGAGCUGCGCGCAAUCAACAAGUACGCGGAGAGCACAAAAAGCCUGUCAUACUUGCCUCAGCGCACACUAAAGGAUCUAUUGUUUGAGUAAUGGUGACGAGAUUUUUUCUCAUUAGCCCACCUCGUAGUACCCGUUUCCACUAAGAAAACUUGUCUGUCUUUUAUAACCCUAACCACUACCAAAUAAAUUUUAUACAUAAAUUGAUAACCUAUAGAUGGAGAUACAAGUUUGACUUUUAAUCGACAGUAGUUUUUUUUUUGUCAUUUUUUAUUGUAAAUGGCAACACUGAGGAAAUUUACCCGAAAAAAAAGGCCUUCGGAGGACUUUUCGUUUCAAUUUUGUCUACGGAUUAGGUUAUCUACAGGUUAUUAAUCUAUGAUUCUUAUUAUAAUCACGUAGAAAUGUUUUUAAUCUAUGUCUAUGAUAUUCGAAAUUUGAAUUUAGCGAUGGUCAAAUACUGGCCGUUUACAGUAUUUGUUAGUGGUCUGUGUAAAAAAAAAUAUGCAUGUCGAAUCUCUGUCUCCGUAAAAAAAGGUCUGUGGUUGUUCCUUUUUAGUAAUGUUUAGAUGAUUUUCCUGUAAGAAAUUUCGGUCAAUUGCGUAUAUGAGAAGUAUGAUUUAUUGUGUCGCUGAUAGUUUGUGAACUGAGCCAGUUUGUAAUAUCACUAGGCAUAUUAUAAAUAACCAGAGUUUUGAACUGAAGGAAUAGUUGA
Papilio xuthus (Asian swallowtail) is the source of this 2237-nucleotide messenger RNA. It is a transcript of the gene RhoGAP71E, whose product is annotated as Rho GTPase activating protein at 71E. The record is from RefSeq and is a predicted model, not a curated record. Gene Ontology annotation, molecular function: GTPase activator activity. Lineage: Eukaryota; Metazoa; Arthropoda; Insecta; Lepidoptera; Papilionidae. Gene Ontology annotation, biological process: signal transduction. The transcript is spliced from 10 exons. Bases 401 to 1615 code for a protein of 404 amino acids.